AUGGCGGCUUUCCUGGCGAUGGAUGCUUCGCGAUGGUCGUCAUCCUUCAGCAACCGUAGCCAUAUCGAUUGGGCCGUGACGCCUGAAGCCUACAUCUUCUCCGCCUCCCUUCCUGGUAACGAUCACAAGAACAAUGGCCGCAGGCGCCAUCAUCUACCCCCAUCAGAAGAGAAUGUUACCCUCGACUCGAUUGUAUUUACAUUUGUUUUCAAAUUGGCAGGUGCGAGGAAAGAGGAAAUCACGUUGGGGAUCGAGGACUCCCAGUACGUUUGCAUCGAGACCGAGUCGGUCGGUGGCGGGAGAAGGGGGUUGUGGAGGAAAUUCCGGCUGCCGGACGGGGUGGACGUGGCCCGUGUCUCAGCAGAGUUCCGGAACGGAGUCUUGUCCAUUACCGUUCCGAGGUUGGCGCCGGUCCCGCUGCCCCCCGUCCCUACCACAAGGUUCAGGGUCGACCCGGGGGACGUAGCCGCCGAUAACCACCAUGCUGUCGCGCGAGCGGCGUAA
Messenger RNA from Nymphaea colorata (pocket water lily), 504 nucleotides. RefSeq names its product 18.8 kDa class V heat shock protein. NCBI's taxonomy places the organism in Eukaryota, Viridiplantae, Streptophyta, Magnoliopsida, Nymphaeales, Nymphaeaceae. The record is from RefSeq and is a predicted model, not a curated record. The transcript has a single exon. The coding region runs from base 1 to 504 and encodes 167 amino acids. Gene Ontology annotation, biological process: protein complex oligomerization; response to salt stress; response to heat.